Prosopis cineraria is the source of this 673-nucleotide messenger RNA. RefSeq lists its product as uncharacterized. Bases 83 to 517 code for a protein of 144 amino acids. Lineage: Eukaryota; Viridiplantae; Streptophyta; Magnoliopsida; Fabales; Fabaceae. The transcript has 2 exons. Gene Ontology annotation, molecular function: electron transfer activity. The record is from RefSeq and is a predicted model, not a curated record.
AGCAGAGCAUCCCAUAUCGGCUUUAAUAACAUCGAUCGAAUUGAAUCAGAGGGAGCUAGAAGCCAGAAUCGAGGAGGAGGAGAUGAAGGUGGGAGCAGUUUUGGUGGCAGUGACGAUAGCUUGCGUUGCGACGAAUGGAAUGAGCGAAGGCAGAAGUAUUGUGGUGGGAGACUCUCAAGGGUGGCGUGCCGGCACAAACUACACAGACUGGGCCAUCCGAAACAGCCCCUUCCGCAUAAACGACACACUGGUGUUCAAGUAUGCAGCGCCGGCGGAAGGGAGGGCAGCUCAGAGCGUGUACGUGAUGCCGGACUUGUGGAGCUUCGUGACGUGCGAUUUCAAGCAGGCGAAGCUGGUGGGAAGCCCGACGGAGGGGAGUGGGCAGGGUUUUGAGGUUCAGUUGAGUCGACGGCAGCCUUACUACUUUGCUUCCGCCGAUGCCAAUGGCUACGACUGCAUCGCCGGUCUCACCAAGUUCGUCGCUACUCCCCAGCACCCCACCUCCCCUUUCAAUUAGUCUCUUCCAAUGAGUAUGAUCUCACCCAUCCCGUGUUGGUUGCUUUUACUUUCGUUGCUUUUGCCCACCAUGUUUUAAUUUCUCUGUCCAGUUCCCAAGCCAUGUAUUCCUUUUCCUUCCAUUAUCAAACUAUGAAUUCCUGGGUAUUAUUUUCAA